Molecule: messenger RNA, 902 nt
Organism: Vigna umbellata (rice bean)
Lineage: Eukaryota; Viridiplantae; Streptophyta; Magnoliopsida; Fabales; Fabaceae
Product: transcription factor BHLH089-like
Biological process (GO): regulation of DNA-templated transcription
Cellular component (GO): nucleus
Molecular function (GO): DNA-binding transcription factor activity; protein dimerization activity
Source: RefSeq, a predicted model, not a curated record
GUAUGAGUAAAAAAAUGGAGUAUAAGAGUAGAAUAUGAUGGAGUUGCUGUUCUCUCUCAGUGUCACACUCAUCCAUUAACAUACUUCAUUACAGUCUCAUGCUCUCACCUCCCAAUGGAUCCUCCUCUCAUCACUGACUCCACAUUCUCCUCUGCUUACACCCUCGCCGAUAUUUGGCUCGGAACCUCCCCUUUUCCCCCUUCCGACCACCAUUUCUCCGAGAAUGACUCUGGUAGCAAUAAACGGAUGAAGGUGGAAGGGUGCAGUGUUAAAAAUGAUGGUUUCAAAGAUGAAGCAGAAACAAGUUCUGUGAGUGGUAACAAGUCAAGUGAACAAAGCACUGUACCUUGUGAGGCACCUAAGCAAGACUAUAUUCACGUGAGAGCAAGAAGGGGCCAAGCUACCGAUAACCACAGUCUAGCAGAAAGAGCAAGAAGAGAAAAGAUCAGUGAGAGAAUGAGAAUUCUUCAGGAUUUGGUUCCAGGGUGUAACAAGGUAAUUGGUAAAGCACUAGUCCUAGAUGAGAUAAUCAAUUACAUACAGUCGCUGCAGCGUCAGGUUGAGUUCCUUUCUAUGAAGCUUGAAGCAGUUAAUUCAAGGAUGAACAUGAGCCCUAACACAGAUGGGUUUCCUUUAAAAGAUGUUGGUGGUACUGGAAUGGUAUUUGGAUCACAAGCAGCAACAGGGUAUGCUCAGGGAUCACAUCCUGGAUGCCUGCAUAUGCAGAUAGGUGGUGGUUUGAGAGAACAACAUGAUUCAGAGGUGUCUCAAGGGAAUGAAACAUCAUUUGAUAGGGCUUCUUCAUCAUACUCAGCCUGCUCUUCCAUCAUUCUCUGAUACUGCAAAGCCUCCAUUUGCACAGCUGCCUUUUCAGCCUGUAGCCGAGUGAUCAUGGCCAUUGC